CUCAACUCAGCUCACCACCUCGUCCUCCCCCAACCCAAAGCGGCAGCGCACAGGUUGGCUUCUGGCACUUGCAACCAGGCCAAAGCACAAGGCGUUUCUUGGGGGAAAAAACUACACGCCAUGGCCACAUCUCUCGCCUGCGCCUUCUUCUUCUACGCCGAGCCGGUCGGCGAGACCAGCCUGCCCGCGCUGGACGCGUGCGCGCUCUGCGCCAAGCCGCUGGCACGCGACAGCGACAUCUUCAUGUACAGAGGGGACACGCCCUUCUGCAGCGAGGAGUGCCGCUACGAGCAGAUGCAGCCCGACGCCAUCCGCGCGAGGAAGGCCGCCAGGUCCGCCGGCCGGAGGCAGCAGUACUCCCAAAGAACGGAAUCUCCUCGUGGGCACCAAGACUCCAGGAAGGUGUCCGUGGCGAGCUAAACGACCGGAAGCAGGAAGCUGCAUGGCUGAGACAGGAAGCUGCAUGGCUGAGAAGAACUAGGUUUGUGUCAACAAGAUCUGAAGAUCCGGCGAUUGACGGGAUGAAGGAGAUCUAUUUGUCCAUCUCUCCUGUCUUGCCUGAGAGACAUGCUCUGGUACCCGUCGGCGCCGGAGGGCCUGAGGAUCGGAGAAAGUUCAUCUUGCUUGCUUGUGGCUUUGGCUAUCUGAUCAGUAGCCCACUAUGCACCUUUUCUACGCUCUGAUGUUGGCUCGUCGUGUGUGCCGGAGUGUGAUUUAGCACUUUAGCUUUGAGUGUAGUGCACCACUUUGUAAAUCCGAUUCAUUUGGAAAUCUUGUUCCAAAUUCGAGCAAAUUUUGAGGAACCAUAUCUUGUCUGAACUA
This is a messenger RNA of Phragmites australis (common reed), 822 nucleotides long. Its product is annotated as FCS-Like Zinc finger 1-like. Bases 121 to 420 code for a protein of 99 amino acids. Gene Ontology annotation, molecular function: zinc ion binding. The record is from RefSeq and is a predicted model, not a curated record. Lineage: Eukaryota; Viridiplantae; Streptophyta; Magnoliopsida; Poales; Poaceae. The transcript has a single exon. Gene Ontology annotation, biological process: regulation of DNA-templated transcription.